Messenger RNA from Cucumis melo (muskmelon), 1311 nucleotides. RefSeq lists its product as uncharacterized. The record is from RefSeq and is a predicted model, not a curated record. The transcript is spliced from 8 exons. Bases 188 to 1168 code for a protein of 326 amino acids. NCBI's taxonomy places the organism in Eukaryota, Viridiplantae, Streptophyta, Magnoliopsida, Cucurbitales, Cucurbitaceae.
AAAAAGUUGGGGGAUAAUUCUCGAAUCGACAUGUCGUCAAUAAAUGAUUUGAGAGUCUAGGCAAGAAGAAAACCGAGAACUGCACGAACAAUUUAUAUGACAUGUCGGCGUUGGAACUGUCACCACUCGGCUUCGCUUGAUUAGCAACCAACUAGAUAACCAUGGAGUCGAUUAAAGCUUGAUCAAAAUGAAGGCAAUGGCAGCAACUUCUAGCCGUCCCGUUCAGAUUUCCCCAUGGACUUGCUGUUCCUCAUUUCCCCGCCAAAUCAACACUUUCAACACACAGCACCGGCGUCUUAGCUUUACGAACUUCAAAGGGCUAGGAAUCGGUUGGUAUAGUUGUGGAGUUUGUGUACGGUCACCUGGUUGCGUGGUUGCUGCUGUAGCGGGACGGAAGGAGAGGGAGGAAGCAUCUUCUGUGUGGGAUGAGAAGCCUUACGAAUUGCUUCCAAACGGAAGGAUACAGUACAUAGAUGAACUAGAUGUAGCAUCCUUUCUAGAUCCGCCUAAAGAGCUUAUACCAUUAGACCCUGCUUCCUAUAAUCCCGCUGCGUAUCUUUGGAAAAAGAUUGAGGCUAUUCCGGAGGAACGACGACAUAGACUUUUGCACCUCCUAACCCCUAGGUGUAUAUCAAGGGCCUGGGGAAUUGCUGGCUCGAGAUAUGAGGAUCCAAAGUUAGUUAAAAAAAUGGCAUCUAGUUUGCUGCAAAAUGAAGAUGGCAUGGUGCUUGAAUAUUAUAACUGCCUGAAAAGUGGAGGACAAAUACCUAUUGGUUGGAUUAAUCGUUUCAAGAAGGCAAUCUUUUCUUGCAAGGAUGGAAAGAUAUAUGGGCGGAUUAUUAACAUGCCCUUACUAGCUGGAUUUGCAAAUUCCUUUAGUCCAUUGUACUUUGAGGUGAAACAGCUUAAGGAAGUGAUGUCAACUGAACAUCCUUGUGACUUGGCCUUUGAUUUUGGUGAUGGGCUGUUCGAUAUUCAUGAAUACCCUGAAGGCUUUCCGGUGCCAGCCAAGCAUCUAUAUCCUUUCAAUGAUCAAGUUGUCGUAUAUGUUCGAUAUUUGGGACCUGGAGUGUUAGUUGGACAGGCAUGGCAAGAAGGAAAAGCUCUGGAGCAGGUGCCGCAGAAAUUAUGUGGUGAAAUAUUGAUGAUCAAAGAUUACAAUCAAUAACAUCCACUCCAAAAGUAAUAGCCAAGGGAUUUUAUUCAACUCUUCCCUUUGAGAAAAGUACUUUAUCACGUUUGUAAUGGAUCGGUAUAAAGAAAAUAAUCAAGUUUUGUUAGUUGAUAUAUAUAAUAUUAAAUUUACUUUCA